CCGGGGGAGGAAGACAUGAGGCGGUGUUGAGAGCCGAUCUGCGGAGCUGAAAUGAAGCGCGCGCUCGCAUCGACUCACACCGUGCCGACAGCAGUGCCGUUCGGUUCAGGCAGAGGCUCCGCUCCGCUCCAGCUGAAGUCUGCUCCGGCUGAAUGAAGGGCUCCGUCCAUGCGGAGGCUAGCGCUCUUUCUGCUGCCCUGUGCUGUCGCCGUCCUGGUGCACUUGUGGUUGGCACAACGACCCUCCUUCGCCCCGCUGGACAACAACACUCACCCGGAUGCGCCUUUGCCUUUCUAUGAAGUCCUGGUGGGAGUGCUGUCAGCCAGACACCAUUACGAGCUGCGACAGGCGAUAAGAGUGACCUGGCUGGGGUACAUUAGAGAUCACCCUCACUUCCAGCACAGAGUGGCGGUGAAGUUUAUCGUGGGUCAGCAUGGAUGUCCCAUUCCAGAGGAGGACAGGGAGGAUCUUUACUCCUGCUCCCUCUUGAACUUCAGUGAGCCAGUGACCGGGCAGGAUGCGGAGAUAGAGACCGUUACCGUGCCUGACCCCUCGGUGCUCGUCCCCGCGGAUGUUUCUGCCAUCGCCCUGGACUUCAAGGUCCUCCACCCAGUGGUCAUCACCAGACUCGGGGUGUUUCCCAGCGGGACCCGGCCCGAGCUUCAAAGCAAUGUGACGGUGAAGCUUCUGCAGCUGGAUCAGGAGGAAGCUGUGGUUACUGCUCGCUUCAGCUCCAUCAGCACCGGGACCAUGGUGAACUGGGUCUGGUACAAACCUGUGGAGCAGUUCAUCUUACCCAAGGGAUUCGAGGGAACGCUGGUGUGGGAGAGUCCGGACUCGACUCCACUGACUACAGUAAACUCCUCCUCUGUGGAGCUCAACGAUGGAGGAGGUGUCCUCAAGUUCUCCUCUAUUGCAGAGGGCGUUCUGCCACACAGAAGUGCUCUGGGAUUUCCUGGUUUAGCUGGAGGCUUUAGGUUUACCAUCUACGAUGAAGAGGGGCUGACGGGACUCCUGCAGGGCCGCUCAACCCGGAUGGAGGCGCACGCCUCCAGGCUGAGGCAGGAGGACGCCGCGUUGCAGGAGGAGAGCCUCCGGCAUGGGGACAUGGUGUUUGUAGACGUGGUGGACACUUACAGGAACGUGCCUUCCAAACUGCUUCAGUUCUAUAAAUGGUCAGUGGGCAGCGCCGACUUUAAUCUGCUGCUGAAGACGGACGACGAUUGCUACAUCGACGUGGACUCUGUAUUCAUGAAAAUUGAUCACAAAGAUCUCAAGCGCAAGAAUUUCUGGUGGGGGAAUUUCAGGCAGAGCUGGGCGGUGGAUCGCAUCGGGAAGUGGCAGGAGCUGGAGUACGCCAGCCCGGCCUACCCGGCGUUUGCCUGCGGCUCGGGCUACGUGGUCUCCCACGAUCUGGUUCAGUGGUUCGCCGGUAAUGCAGAGAAACUGAAGGCUUAUCAGGGAGAGGACGUGAGCAUGGGGAUUUGGAUGGCAGCCGUCGGACCGCAGAAAUAUCAGGAUGCCGGCUGGUUGUGUGAGAAAGAGUGUUACCUGGACAUGCUGUCGUCACCACAACACUCAUCCCAGGAGCUGAUCGCCCUCUGGGACAGGAAGAGGACCUGUGGAGACCCCUGUGGUUGUCCCUAAACAGGGUUCACGGGACCCUCACCAUGUUGCACUGUGGGUAAAACACACCUAGCGCUGGUUCUCAGAUCGACCAAAUGAACCGUCCGAUAUGAUUAAAAAAACACUCGAAAUCUUCUCUUAAUUUCAUGAACUUUGCAGAUUCUUAGUAUUAAUAAAAUCCAACGGUUGCUGAUUUAGUUGUAAACCCACGUUAUGCUCUCGGAAAAUUUUCUUAGUCAAUAAAAACAGCAAAACGUUUGAAAUGUAAUGAGAAUAUUUUCGUCAUCUAACUGUGAGACUAAAGAAAUCAUGUACAGAAUCACUGCUGUAAGGUAGAAUAUGAUUAUUGAUGUAUAUUAUAUUGAUUACCCAUAACUACAGUAGCACACGUUUGUCCUCAGAUUUAUAAAAAAAUAUUUUUUUAUUUAGUUGUUUUUGAAAUCCUCGUCAGUUCUUCUUACCUGUAGAUUUCCAACGGUCAUGCCCACAAGCUGCUGCUGUUACUGUGCACAUAGUGAGUGAUGUGGCCUUUUGCAUAUGUGAUUUCAUUUUGUGUGUGUGUGUGUCUUUUGGAGUGACUGAAACACACUUAGCAGAUUUUCUGAAGCCCUUAAAGGUAAUAAAAAACACUGAAGGGA
Molecule: messenger RNA, 2264 nt
Organism: Nothobranchius furzeri (turquoise killifish)
Lineage: Eukaryota; Metazoa; Chordata; Actinopteri; Cyprinodontiformes; Nothobranchiidae
Gene: b3galnt2
Product: beta-1,3-N-acetylgalactosaminyltransferase 2
Cellular component (GO): Golgi membrane
Molecular function (GO): hexosyltransferase activity; UDP-glycosyltransferase activity
Source: RefSeq, a predicted model, not a curated record